Molecule: messenger RNA, 2620 nt
Organism: Cololabis saira (Pacific saury)
Lineage: Eukaryota; Metazoa; Chordata; Actinopteri; Beloniformes; Belonidae
Gene: arf2a
Product: ADP-ribosylation factor 2a
Exons: 5
Coding region: 104-646 (180 amino acids)
Biological process (GO): intracellular protein transport; vesicle-mediated transport
Cellular component (GO): cytoplasm; plasma membrane
Molecular function (GO): GTPase activity; GTP binding
Source: RefSeq, a predicted model, not a curated record
GAAGAAGAAGCAGCCGGGUAGGAGGAGGAUGACGAAGAAGAAGACGCCAUUUUAUCGCUGAACGAGCAGAAAGAUCCAGAAACGAUCCCAAAGCUGAACCAAAAUGGGGAAUUUUGCAAGCCUCUUUAAAGGACUGUUCGGGAAAAAAGAGAUGAGGAUCCUGAUGGUAGGACUAGAUGCUGCUGGAAAGACUACUAUACUGUACAAGCUCAAACUGGGAGAAAUUGUUACCACAAUCCCUACCAUCGGUUUUAAUGUUGAGACGGUAGAAUUCAAGAACAUCAGUUUUACAGUGUGGGAUGUCGGUGGUCAGGACAAGAUCAGGCCACUCUGGAGGCAUUAUUUCCAAAACACACAGGGUCUCAUCUUUGUAGUAGACAGUAACGACCGGGAGCGAAUCGGCGAGGCAAAGGAGGAGCUGAUGCGAAUGCUGGCUGAGGAUGAGCUGAGAGAUGCUGUGCUGCUUGUGUUUGCUAAUAAACAGGAUCUUCCAAAUGCCAUGAAUGCAGCGGAGAUCACAGACAAGCUGUCCCUUCACUCCUUGCGUCACCGCAACUGGUACAUCCAGGCCACUUGUGCUACAAGUGGAGAUGGGCUCUAUGAGGGUCUGGACUGGCUUUCGAGCCAGCUGAAAAACGCAAAAUGAUCAUCUCCCCACGUCCCCAUCUGCCAACUCUGUCGGUAGUGUUUUUGGGAGACUGCACUGGUCCUGGUAUCACUCUGUCCUCUUCUUUUCUCUAUUUCCUCUAAAUCGUUGGACCUUUGGCCAGUGCUCCCUUGCAUCCAUGUACUGUACGUGUAUGUCUGGGUACGUGUUUUUGUGUGAGUGAGUGAGUGAAUUAAUGAAUGAAUGAAUGAAUGCUUGUGUGUGUGUGUGAGAGAGAGCUAAGUGGGAGCAGCCCUGCUGUGCCUUGAACACAGUUUGCUCUCAGUCACCUCAUUCCUUCAGUGUCAGCUCAUCCAAAGGCGCUGUUUUCCAUGAAGCAAAAAGCAACGCAAGGUGCAGAGGGCUCAAUUUCCUCUGAAAAGAAUGUUUAAAAGAAACCAAUGAUGAUGAAAUCUUUACAUUUGAUAGCCACGUUGAGACGUUUUGUUAACUCACCUUAUAAAAAGAUGCACGGUGAAGCGUCUGACGUCCUGGAGCAGUUGAUGUUCUUUUAAAGAUUGAAAAGUUAACGGUUAAAACAGUGUUUGAAUUCCAAGCGUAACAUGUCCUUAAUGAGCAGAAUGUAAUCCUGUUUGCAACCAGAAAUUCCAACAAGUUAAAUUUUUUUUUUAAUUUUUCUUUUUUUUUAAAUUAAUUUUAGUCCAGCCUGUAAAAGAUGUCACACAUACCUUUGAGUCUUAUAUUUCUUUCUCUCUUGUGACUAGAGAAUCAAAAGAUCCACCAUGACUGGAUCUGGAAAAGGCAAUAAAUGUUGCAGCGCAUGUUUACAUAUGUGGAGGAGUGUAACUACUGCAUGGCUUGUGGUUAUGUGUAUUCUCGGGGCCUGUGUGGGUUUCAGCUGCACCUAGUCCAUUACAACGAUGAGGCCUUUUAUUUUCUCCCACUCUUCAUUUACUGGUAGUCUUUUUCUUUGUUUCUCCUGUAUGUAGUUCCUUGGUUAGGAUUUGUUAUAUUAUCAAUUGUUUUAUACAUACAUAUAUAUAUAUAAAUAUUUUAUUUUAAUAUUACUGUUUAUUCGUUUGUGACCUGGUUUACGUCAGUCUGAGCUGCAGGCGAGCGGUCCAUUCUGAGUAAAACGCUCUCAGGACCAACUGAUCGGCUUCAGAUGGGGCUCAUUGUGUACAAUUCAGUUUUAGAUGAAUCUGCAGAGCAGGUGGUCGCAAGCUUUUAUGUUCGUCCGAGGACACAAAUAUGCUGUUGGCCGCGUUAUUAGAGCUGUGAUAGCUGGUACAUUUUGAAUCUGAAGCGUAUCAAUUAGCCCUGUAAACGCUUACUCAAUGCUUGAGGCUUUUUCUCGCUUCAGGCACUUCCCCCGUUCAUUUGCACAACCUCAUCAGCUUCCAUAACACAGGCUUGUGCGAGGACAGCCGUCUAGAUCUCAGCCACUGCAGUGAACCCACUCACUGUAACUCCCAACCGCUCUAUACCAGCAGAAGUUCAAAUGUGCAAGUAAAAGUGUUGCUCUAGUUUCUCCAGAAAAGCUAAACCCUCACCCAGCCAUCCUAAAGGCCUCUGCGAUGGAAAGAAGCAGUACACAGCCCUGAGUGAGUGACGACGACUUCAGACUUUUAUUUUAACACUGACCUCAACGGGGAGCUUCAUGUUCCCUUUUUGUUUUUCUACAACUGGAUUAUUUGAUGUUUUCUUUGAAAGUUGUAAUGGAAUGACUAAUCUUGGUCCUUAUGUUACAGUAUUUCUUUAAAAAAAAGUAGAUGCAUAAUCUUGUAAACUGCAAGAAAUACAAACAAGAAAAAGAAAAAUCUAUUAAAAAUGUGUUUUAACAUGACAUCUUCCAUCAUUCUGUUCAGAUGUGAAGCUUUAAUGUGCAACAUUGUUUCUGUACAAAUGGCAUGCUAUGUGCAUAUGUAUUUCUUUAACGCCUUUUGCUUCUUUUUAAGCUCAUCCUGUAACAUCUGAUAAAUGCACUAUAAUAAAGAGAAUCUCUAUUGUUCA